Molecule: messenger RNA, 606 nt
Organism: Nilaparvata lugens (brown planthopper)
Lineage: Eukaryota; Metazoa; Arthropoda; Insecta; Hemiptera; Delphacidae
Exons: 1
Coding region: 1-606 (201 amino acids)
Source: RefSeq, a predicted model, not a curated record
AUGGCUCUGAAUGUGACCAAGUGUGUUGUAAUGUCUUUCAAGCGUGGAACAAGUAUACUUGAUUCUCAAUACUCCUUGAGAGGCAUUCCUUUGAAAAGAGUAUGCAGUUUCAAGGACCUUGGAGUGACUAUGACUCAGUCUCUUAGCCCACUGGAUCACAUAAGUGUGAUCACUGGAGAGGCUAGAUCUCUCCUUGGCUUUAUAUUUAGGUCCACCAGGGAUUUCAGUUCUCCCGAGAGUCUCUUGGUUUUGUUUAGGGCUCUUGUUCUUCCAGUGUUGGAAUAUGGCUCUAUUAUCUGGGCACCAUACCAUCUGUACCAGAUUAACCUGCUGCAAAGUGUGCAGAGACGUUUCGUGAGGAUGCUGAGCUGCAGGAUGGGUUUCAAGUACUUUGAAGUUCCUGUGGAGGAGAUUAAGGGACAUUUCCAUCUCCUCCCUUUGGUUCUGAGGUGGGAACACAACGACCUGGUCCUUCUUUUCAAGACUGUCAAUGGAUAUUUGGACUGCCCUGAACUUCUGGCUAGUAUUAACAUCUGUGUUCCAAGAGGAAUGUGCUCAAGGUUCCAUUUCUCACAGAUGCUCUCACACAACAGCCUAUGCCUAUAA